UCAUCUCCUUCAUUGCUGCCCAUUGCCCUUUGAUUUUCCUCUUCCUCUUCAUCAUCAUCAUUCAAUCAUGUCAUCAAAUUUGCGACGAAAUUCCUCUAGGAAUUUCUAGAGAUCUGAGCACCAAAUUUAUAUAGCUUGUGAAUUCUCAGUGUUUUCCUGCUUUUUGAGUGAGAUUUGAAGUUUGUCGUAAGAGAAUGGACUGAAGUCAGGAUGACUCCAGCUCAAGAUCCAUUUUAUAUUGUCAAGGAGGAGAUUCAAGAAUCUAUUGAUAAGUUACAAGCUACUUUUCAUCAAUGGGGAGAAACUCCUUCAAAUACUGGGGAAUGGGUUCAUUUAAGCAAAGAGCUGGUUACCAGCUGUGAAAGCAUUGAGUGGCAGGUAGAUGAGCUGGAUAAGACAGUUGCUGUAGCGGCAAGAGAUCCAGCGUGGUAUGGCCUUGAUGUGCAGGAGCUAGAUAAAAGGAAGAGGUGGACCAAAACUGCUCAUACACAGGUUGAUACAAUAAGGAAAACUCUAGAAGCUGGGAGGGAGAAGAGCAGUGUAAUUGGUUCUAGUUACAAUGGCGGACGCCGGGAGUUGAUGCGCCUUCCAAAUGAUAGUGCUUCUCAGACAGGCACAUCACACCCUUAUCAUGACAAUGAGGAGUUUAUCACUUCUGAAUCAGAUCGGCAGAUGCUCCUUAUAAAACAACAAGAUGAGGAAUUGGAUGAACUUAGUGCAAGUGUUCAACGAAUAGGAGGCGUAGGACUCACAAUACAUGAAGAGCUCAUUGGACAAGAGAAGAUUUUGGACGAAUUGAGCUUGGAGAUGGAAACUGCCUCAAAUCGGCUUGACUUCGUUCAGAAAAGAGUUGCUAUGGUUAUGAAGAAGGCGGGCGCAAAGGGACAAUUCAUGAUGAUAGCAUUCUUGUUGGUCCUUUUUAUCAUCCUUUUUGUUUUGGUUUUCUUCACAUGAGACUGUCAAAUAUUUUGCUUAUUUUUAGUGAGAGUGUAUGCAAUUGUGUAGUUUUGACUGCUCUUAGUGUUUGUUUGCUUAAGUUUCAUUGUUGUAAUAUUUGUGGACCAGGAUCUCUAAAGGAAAUUAUGUCUAUGAAAUUAAAUUCUAAAUUA
Messenger RNA from Dioscorea cayenensis subsp. rotundata (Guinea yam), 1109 nucleotides. RefSeq names its product syntaxin-61-like. The coding region runs from base 211 to 954 and encodes 247 amino acids. Lineage: Eukaryota; Viridiplantae; Streptophyta; Magnoliopsida; Dioscoreales; Dioscoreaceae. The record is from RefSeq and is a predicted model, not a curated record. Gene Ontology annotation, molecular function: SNAP receptor activity; SNARE binding. Gene Ontology annotation, biological process: intracellular protein transport; vesicle fusion; Golgi vesicle transport. Gene Ontology annotation, cellular component: membrane; SNARE complex; endomembrane system. The transcript has 8 exons.